AUGGCUCCUGUUGCCAAGAAAAGAUCCGAGGAUACAACUCUGGACAUCCCCAACAAGCUGCGAAAGUUAGUUGUGGAGAAAGUCCGAAGAGAGCGGAUUAACAACAGCAUCGAGCAGCUCAAGGCUCUGUUGAGUCUGGAAGAGUACGAGCCCAGCGGGAGGUCCCAGGCCCAGGCCCAGCUCCAGCCCAGACUGGAGAAGGCAGACGUCCUGGAGAUGGCUGUGUGCUUCCUGAGACAGAGAGCCAUUGCGUCCGCGGUGCCCAGUUACUCUCAGGGCUUCUCUCAGUGCCUGCAGGAGACGCUCCGGCACCUGUCGCUGCACGCCCCGCUGCAACACGCAGAGAGAGAGGAGAUAAAACGCUUUUACGUGGUGCAGAGAGCCGCGCUGCACAGGCACAUCGCAGACGAGCACAGCACCAGUAAACGGCCGCUGUGGAGGCCGUGGUGA
This is a messenger RNA of Knipowitschia caucasica, 450 nucleotides long. NCBI's taxonomy places the organism in Eukaryota, Metazoa, Chordata, Actinopteri, Gobiiformes, Gobiidae. The record is from the annotation of a GenBank genome assembly.